Molecule: messenger RNA, 1453 nt
Organism: Dermatophagoides farinae (American house dust mite)
Lineage: Eukaryota; Metazoa; Arthropoda; Arachnida; Sarcoptiformes; Pyroglyphidae
Product: mortality factor 4-like protein 1
Biological process (GO): regulation of DNA-templated transcription; chromatin organization
Cellular component (GO): nucleus; NuA4 histone acetyltransferase complex
Source: RefSeq, a predicted model, not a curated record
AAUAUUGGCCACUAGAGUUCACUGUCCUCAAUAACUCGUGCAUGAUCGAGUGGCAGCGCGCUCAGUCCAAUACAUGUUGGACCCGACCAUCAUCUGAACAAAUGUUAAUCAUUUAUACACGGCCACCAGGACAAAAAUGACCAACAACAACAACAACAACAAUAAAAAGAAUGCGAGCAAAAAAUUUAAAUUUGAAAUUGGUGAAAAAGUUCUCUGCUAUCAAGAUAAACAUAUCUACGAAGCUAAAUGUGUUAGCAUACGAAAAUCAAAUACAAUAAUUGAAUAUCUAAUACAUUAUCGGGGUUGGAAGCCCAAAUACGAUGAAUGGGUGUUGCCAGAUCGAAUUCUUAAAUAUACACAGGAUAACCUUAAACUUCAACAAAAAUUACGACAAUCCAAUAAGAAAAGUCAUAAGAAAAAAUCGAAAAAAACUGAACACCAUAAAACGAACACGAAAGAAUCGAAGAAAAAAUCAACGAAAAAAGAUGAGUUGAAAAAAUCCACUAGCAUCGAUAAUACAAACAAUUCUGUAAAUCACAAUUAUAAAAAUUUAAAUUCAAAUGACAUCGAAGUUCCCGUAUACAUUGAAAAACAGGAAGAUUUUCUCAAUAAACGUGAAGUAAAGAUUCGUAUACCUGAAGAUUUGAAAACCAUUUUGACCGACGAUUGGGAAUUGAUUAUCAAUCAGAAAAAAUUGGUACAUCUUCCAUUCAAGUUGAACAUUGACAAAAUAUUAAAUGAUUAUUAUUUCAACAAGUCGCAGGCGGCAAAAUUACCCUCAAAUCAUACGCUCGAUGGUUACAUCGAUUUCCUAAACGCUAUAAGACGAUAUUUUAAUUUUUUCGACAAAUGCCUACUAUAUCCAUCGGAAAAACAGCAAAUGGAAUAUUUGAUUAAAAAUUAUGAUGAAUUUUCCAAGACAGCCAAAUCCGAUCCCUCCAAUAGCAAAGAUUCGAAACGUUUAUUGAAAAAAUUUCGAAAAGCUACACCGAAAUCUGGAAACAAUCGUUUUCCAUCCUCAUCGAAUCGAACAAAUGAAAGUGAAAACAACAAUCAAAUUUGUAUUAAAUCUUCUCGUCUACCAUUGUUGUUCAAUGAUCAAAAUAGUCAAACUAGUGAAACAUCGGAUAGUUGUAGUACGAGUACUGAAGUAUCCAGUACCGAACUACAACAAUGUCAACAACAGAAUAAAUUGGAUUCAGCCACAAUGAUGAACAUGAAUGAUAAACGAAUCGAUUUUACCAAACUUUAUGGUGCUGUUCAUCUAUUGCGAUUGUUUACUAAAUUGGGACAAUUCCUCUUUUACACUGAUCUCAAUUCGGAACGUAUAAAUCUAGUGAAUAGCUAUAUUUAUGAUUUUCUAAAAUAUCUUAGUAAAAAUCUUUGGCUUUUUGCCAAUGAAUCAGAUACGUCAUACAUUGAUUCAUUUUUACUUGACAGAAAUACUAGAUGA